AAAGGUCAGUUUGCCAGGUCGCCAUUUUGAUUUAUCGGCUGAUCACGGGAAAGAAUCCUUUGUUUCCAGUUUGGCCAUUUUUAAGACAACUCAACACGUUAGCAGUAAAUCAGCACCAUAAACCAGUAGAAAUGGGCGAGAGAAGCGAUGAGGUCGCUAUGGACAAUCUGUCAACUGUUCACCCUGGGGACAAGACAAGCAGCAUCAAGAAAUCGGGAAGGCAGCUGAACAAGGAUGGGGACAUUCCAUGCGAGGAAACAAGCGGCGGAGCAGAAUCUGUCUACCAUCCUCCAGCACAGGGUCGAGCAGAGCAGACGGACAGGCUUGCGGUGAAACGCACUGUGGACAGUCGCUUUGUGUGUACGGAAUGUGGCUAUAGGGCAGCCUCUAGGUCUCACCUAUUGGUACACGCAAGAAAACAUACAGGUGAGAAACCCUAUAAAUGUGACCAAUGCGACUAUUCUGCUACACAGAAGGGAAAUUUAGACCAACACAUGGCUAAACACACCGGAGAAAAAAACUAUAAAUGUGAUGAGUGUGACUAUGCUGCUACGCAGAAAGGAAAUUUAGACCGACACAUGGCUAAACACACCGGAGAAAAACCCUUCAUGUGUGGAGAGUGUGGAUACAGGACGGCUGACAAGUCUUCCUUAACCAGACAUAUGACAACACAUACAGGUGUGAAGCCUUAUAAGUGUGACCAUUGUGGUUAUUCUGCUGCACUGAAAGGAAAUUUAGACCGACACAUGGCUAAACACACCGGAGAAAAGCCAUACAUAUGUGGCGAAUGCGGAUACAGGACGGCUCACAGGUCACAGCUAUCCGCACAUAUGAGAACACAUACAGGCGUGAAACCCUAUAAGUGUGACCAUUGUGAUUAUUCUGCUGCACGGAAAAGAAAUUUAGACCGACACAUGUCUAAGCACGCCGGAGAAAAACACUAUAAAUGUGACCAGUGCGACUAUUCUGCUGCACGGAAAGUAUAUUUAUAUCAACACAUGGCUAAACACAAUAAACCCUACAUGUGUGGGGAGUGCGGGUUCAGGACAGCUGACAAAUCUUACUUAACCAUACACUUGAGAACACAUUCAGGUGUGAAACCUUACAAGUGUGGCCAGUGUGAUUAUUCUACUGCAAGGAAAGGCCAUUUAGACAUACACAUGACGAAGCACACCGGAGAAAAACCCUACGUGUGUGGGGAGUGCGGAUACAGAACUGCUCGCAAGUCUGCCCUAUCCCGACAUAUGAGAACACAUACAGGCGAUAAACCUUACAAGUGUGACCAAUGCGACUAUUCUUCAAAUGAUAAAAGGUGUUUAAAGAAACAUAUGGUAACGCACGCCUCUUGAACAGUUCACUGUGACGGUUGAACACAAGUUUGUUGGCUCCAUGAACAAGCAAAGUAGGGCCUGCACAUGGUCAAACAUACCACUGAGAUACCCUACAUGUGAGUGGAGUGCGGGUUUACAGGGAUGUGGAACUUACAUACAGCGGCAUCUAGAGACUUCGCGGCCGUCUGUCGUGUAUUUUAAAUCGUGGUUAUGCUCUCAAAUGUCAGUUUUGCAAGUUUCUUUUCCGUUCAAAUACUACUUAGACAUACCUAUUAGUUUAGUCAUUAAUACAUAUAGUUCUUGUUUUUUGCAUGCCCCAAUCUUGCGGAAACACAUAUUUAACAGUAAACGGCAUAAUACUGCUGUAAUAAGAUACUGAUAUUCUAGGUCAUAAUACUACUUCAAUUCAGUGAAUGUCAAUAUAACACUAGUCAUUUACUUGGUGCUGUUGAUGUAUAUUUUCAAUGGUUGUGGUUAUGCUUUGAAAUUUCAGUUUUGCAAGUUUAUUUUCUGUUCAGAUGCUACCUAGACAUACCUAUUAAUC
Branchiostoma floridae (Florida lancelet) is the source of this 1875-nucleotide messenger RNA. RefSeq names its product gastrula zinc finger protein XlCGF57.1-like. Gene Ontology annotation, cellular component: nucleus. NCBI's taxonomy places the organism in Eukaryota, Metazoa, Chordata, Leptocardii, Amphioxiformes, Branchiostomatidae. The transcript has 2 exons. The record is from RefSeq and is a predicted model, not a curated record. Gene Ontology annotation, biological process: regulation of transcription by RNA polymerase II. Gene Ontology annotation, molecular function: DNA-binding transcription factor activity, RNA polymerase II-specific; RNA polymerase II transcription regulatory region sequence-specific DNA binding. Bases 132 to 1349 code for a protein of 405 amino acids.